This is a messenger RNA of Metschnikowia bicuspidata var. bicuspidata NRRL YB-4993, 1068 nucleotides long. RefSeq lists its product as uncharacterized. The record is from RefSeq and is a predicted model, not a curated record. Gene Ontology annotation, molecular function: protein binding. The transcript has a single exon. NCBI's taxonomy places the organism in Eukaryota, Fungi, Ascomycota, Pichiomycetes, Serinales, Metschnikowiaceae. Bases 1 to 1068 code for a protein of 355 amino acids.
AUGCCGCUUUCGCUUGCGGAUCUCCCGCCCGAGGUGCUCGAGAACAUCUUUGCCCAUUUGAGCCGCAAGGACGUGAAGCGCCUCGCCCUCACGAGCCGCGCGUACCGGGCCAGCGCGGCCCCGUAUGUGAUGCGCCAGCUCAGGGCCUCGUGGGGCCAGCUCGUGGCCCUCCAAGAUUUUGUCGGGGACCCGGACUUACAUCCCCGGGGCGCCCUCCAAGAUUUGGCCGGAAAUCCGGACAUAUAUCCCCGGGCCGCCCACCCGCGCCUCUACUGCGAGCGUCUUUCCAUCUGCGAGCCCAACGCGUACUACGAGUACCAGCAGGACACGUUUGGCAAGCUCGUGGCGCGCGCGGUGUUCCCGCGGUUGAAACACGUGAGUGUGCUCUCGGCCAGCCUGUCGCACUGGCUCAAGUACAACACGUGCGCGCACAUCCAGAGCGUCCAGAUCGAAAACGCGGCCGCGGCCGGCGGCAGCGGGCGCAAGGUGUUCUGCCUCGAUCACGUGCGCGGCUUUGCUGCGUUGGCGCUGCUCACGCUCACGCGGUUCCAUUUCGACUGGCUGGACCUGGGCCCCAGCCACGGCCCCGUGUUUGCGGGCCGGCUCCGCGACUUGGCGCUCCACGACUGUACGUGGCAGUACCCGUUCAAUCUCGUGCAGUUCAACGCGCAGCACUCGCUCCGCACGCUCGCCAUCACCUACUCGCACGACCACUCGUUUGUGUUGCUGGAGCGGUUCGUGGACUUUCUCAUCGACCCGCUCCCGCAGCACCUGGCGUCGCUCCGCCGCUUGGAAGUGGGCUUUGUGGAUUUCCGCGACACGAAGAAGGUGCUCACGCUGACGCUCAUGGCGACGUUUCUCCGCGUGUUCCCUGGCCUCGACCAUCUAUACCUCCAUGGGUGGCACACGACCCGCACCUACGCCCACGUCAUCCUGGCGCAGAUGACGUUCGACUUCCCCGUGGACGUCGAUGUGGAGAUCGAGGCCCCGGGCCCCAGUCCACGCGGCGUGUCGGCCGCCCCACGCCCGCCGGUGCGCUGGAAACAACGCCUAUACAACCGCACUUAG